This is a messenger RNA of Thunnus maccoyii (southern bluefin tuna), 3520 nucleotides long. RefSeq names its product follicle stimulating hormone receptor (gene fshr). The coding region runs from base 326 to 2506 and encodes 726 amino acids. The record is from RefSeq and is a predicted model, not a curated record. Gene Ontology annotation, cellular component: membrane. Gene Ontology annotation, biological process: male gonad development; follicle-stimulating hormone signaling pathway. The transcript is spliced from 15 exons. Gene Ontology annotation, molecular function: thyroid-stimulating hormone receptor activity; protein binding; follicle-stimulating hormone receptor activity. Lineage: Eukaryota; Metazoa; Chordata; Actinopteri; Scombriformes; Scombridae.
ACACACACAGACACAUACACACUACCCAGCAGAGACCUCCUACAUCCUCAUAAACCCAUAAAGCUUUUCACACACCCCCCCGGUAUUCACAGCUGCUGGGCAGACAACAGCAAGCGCCUUACACUUCUUGUCUGUUCGACCUGGCAGUGAACUCUGAGUGGAGUGACGGACAAACGGACAAAAACAAUCAUAUCAAAUGUGGAGUGCAGGCUCUGGUGGAAGGCCGGUGUAGAUGUAAAAAACCACGUGGGAGACAGAGAGAGAAGAGCCGAGAAAAACCCAAAGAAACCAAAAGAUAACAACCUGGACUAAGAGACAGACUGCAAUGAUGCUGUUGAUGAUUCUGAUAAUGCUGACGAUUGUGUUGAUUAGGACGGCAUCAGCCUCGGCGCCUGACUGCAAGAUGGAUAUCAAACCUGGAGUUGGUAUGGAGUUGGCCAAAGGAACCCUGCCCUGCUACCAGCUCAGACCUGGAGUUACAGAGAUUCCCACCAACAUCUCCACAAACACCCAGUGCCUGGAUGUUAAGAAUACGCAGAUCAGUGUGAUUCCCCAGCGCGCCUUCACCAGCCUGCAGCACCUCAGGAUACUCACCAUUUCGGAGAACAACAUCCUGAAGAAUAUCUCUGCUUUUGCCUUCGCUGGCCUCCCUCGGCUCAUUCAUAUUGACAUCUCAGGUAAUGGUGCACUGGAGAGUAUUGGAGCUUUUGCCUUUGCCGGCCUCCCUCAGCUGACUGAAAUCCACAUUUCAAAGAACGAACCACUGGAGAGUAUCGGAGCUUUUGCUUUCUCUGAUCUUCCUGAACUCAGUCAUAUAACCAUAUCACUGUCACAACACCUGAGACACAUCCAUCCAGAUGCAUUCAUGAACAUUGUAAAACUACAGUAUCUGACAAUCUCCAACACCGGCCUGAGAAUUUUUCCAGAUUUGACCAAGAUCCGCUCUACGGCCCACCACUUUGUGUUUGACCUGGAGGAGAACAGCCACAUAGAGCGAGUCCCCGCCAAUGCCUUCAGAGGCCUCUGCACUCAAACCAUCAGGGAGAUACGGCUCAACAGAAACGGCAUCAAGGAGGUGGAAAGUGACGCCUUCGGCGGCACAAAGAUGGGCAAAUUGUCCCUAAAAGGGAACCAACAGCUUACUCACAUCAAUCCCAACGCCUUUGUGGGCUCCAGUGAGUUGGUGGUACUGGACAUCUCCCACACAGCCCUCAGCUCCCUGCCGGACUCCAUCCUCGGUGGACUCGAGUGGCUGAUCGCAGAGUCUGCCUUCCAUCUGAAAGAGCUCCCUCCUCUGCACUUCACCAAACUCCACCUGGCCAAACUCACCUACCCGUCACACUGCUGCGCUUUCCAAAACAUACGCAGGAACAGGUCGAGGGGGCAUCCCCUGUGUUUUCACCCGGAGGCCCGUGAGCAACGUCACUUCUACAGGGACCACUGCUCCAACUCCACCUCCAUCACCUGCAGCCCAACCCCAGAUGACUUUAACCCCUGUGAGGACAUCAUGUCCCCCGUCCCGCUGCGAGUCCUCAUCUGGGUCAUCUCUGUCCUCGCACUGAUGGGGAACACAGCUGUACUCCUUGUCUUGUUAGGCAGCAAGUCCAAACUGACUGUUCCUCGUUUUCUCAUGUGCCACUUGGCAUUUGCUGACCUCUGCAUGGGCAUUUACCUGGUAGUCAUAGCGACUGUAGACACGCUCACUCGUGGCCAGUACUACAACCACGCCAUAGACUGGCAGACAGGCCUGGGCUGCAGUGCUGCAGGCUUCUUCACGGUGUUUGCCAGUGAGCUGUCAGUGUUCACAUUAACAGCAAUCACCCUGGAGCGCUGGCACACCAUCAAACAUGCACUUCGGCUGGACCGUAAACUCCGUCUGAGACACGCCUGUAUCGUCAUGACAGCGGGCUGGAUCUUCUCCACCCUGGCCGCUUUGCUUCCCACAGUCGGGGUCAGCAGCUACAGGAAGGUGAGCAUCUGCCUGCCCAUGGAUGUGGAGUCUCUGGAGUCUCAGGUCUAUGUUGUGUCUCUACUCCUCCUCAACAUCCUGGCCUUCUUCUGUGUGUGCGGCUGUUACCUCAGCAUCUACCUGACCGUCCACAACCCUUCAUCAGUGCCGGCCCACACCGACACCCUCGUGGCCCAGCGCAUGGCCAUGCUCGUCUUCACCGACUUCAUCUGCAUGGCUCCCAUCUCCUUCUUUGCCACCUCGGCCGCCCUCAAGCUCCCUCUCAUCACCAUCUCUGACGCCAAACUCCUGCUGGUUCUCUUCUACCCGAUCAACUCAUGCUCCAACCCCUUCCUGUACGCUUUCUUCACCCGCACCUUCAGGCGGGAUUUCUUUCUUCUGGCAGCUCGCUUUGGUCUGUUUAAAACCCGAGCGCAGAUUUACCGAACAGAGAGUUCCUCCUGUCAGCAGCCGGCGUGGACCUCUUCGAAGAACAGCCAUGUGACGCUGUAUUCCUUAGCCAAUAUGUCAAGUCUAGAUGGGAAACAAGAGUGUUGACUGUUUUUCAAAAUUUCAUAGAUACAGACUUGGUCUAUUCAAAUUUUACAGGUUUUUUUUUAAACUAAUAUUUCUGUCCUCACAGAAGUCCUAAAUCUUUGAGGGAAAUAAAGCAAAACUGUAGAUCUUACAAAGGUAUUGGCAGAACUUGCAUGAUAACCUCUUCAGGUAUGAAAAAUUCAAUGUUUAAGGGUGGCACUUAUUUUCACCUGUGCAUGUUGAGGACAUGAACCAUCAGACUACUAAUUCUUCAAAAGGAUGUCACAACUCAUCAUUAUUAUGGUUUGUUUGAUCUUGAUUUAUGUUGACAACAUCUUCAACCAGCAUAUCAACCACUGACUCUUCAGGCCUGUCCUCUGACCCGCAACAACACGGGACAUAAAGGCUCAGUAUCCUUCUGAAACCAUGUGACCCACGGGUGCACUGCUACUUCUGUAUGUACCGUAGCAGUCCAAGUAAAGAUAGCUUCAGAACAACUACAGAUACUUUGACCAAAUCUAGGUCAAAUUACUGUGUCCUAGAUAAUUAUUUCUAUUUGUUUUAAUUUGAGUGGAGUGCCAGAUGGGUGGAGUUUACUGCAUCAUAACAAUUUAGAUUACAAGUAGGAGAAAAUAAGAGUAGAAGAAGAGGCAGAAUAAGUGAAUUUGUUUCAUUUUCAUUGUCUUAGACAAAAAAAUGCCAUCCAUCUGGUGUCCCAGGACAAUGAAAUAAACUUUGAAACAGUUUACCAAGGCAUGACAUUUGGGAUAUCAGCAUAUGCACAUCGAGAAAUCCACAUUCAUUUUGAAUGAUAUUCAUUAAGAAGCACACCGCAGGGACUUCAACUGAUUAAUAAUCUCCUCAUACACUCUGUCUGCUGUAGCUCUCCAUGCCUCCAAAUCCUCCCUACCCUUCAGUUUCUCUAUUUAAAAAGAAAGAAGGAUGUGUAAUUAUCUUUGUAAUGUAAUUAUGUUUAUUGUUUGUAAAUGAAAGUAUUAGUAACCUUUUUUAUAUCUGUGUGUUCUGUACAAAAUA